ACCAAGCCCCAGCCGGUCCCCCAAUUCGACCGAUCUCCUCCCAAACUCGAAGACGACCGACAGAGGUUUUGUUUGGUGUCCCGCCAAACUGCCAUCAGGGGCGAGUUCUGGAAGCCAGAUGCUCUAGCUGCCCUGCCGACGGCAUGAUGGGGGUAAGCCGGCUAGAGACCGGGCGACAACGUUGCCCUUCGAGAGCUGCCACAACGCUCUCUCUUUCUCUCUCUCUUUGGCAAAAACGGUGGCUAGUUUUGACUUCUGAGGAUUAAGAGGCUUACGCCUUUUGUUCACGUCUAUCUAUGGUUGGUGCCUACCUAUGCAGGCAAUUGGAGAACUUGCCAUAUCCAGUGUUCUAUGGUCUCAAGUGGGUUACCUUGCUUGAGGAAGAAUGUCAAUGGAAGUUUGUAUCUUUUUCCCAUCAAAGAGACAAAAGCUGCAACAAAAAGAAUCAUCUACUACAGGGAAGACAUUAUUCAAAAUUGUGUCAGUCUCCUCAACCAAUCUAUCUCCAGUAAUUGUCUAGCUUUUGCACAAUCAGUUCACUCAAGGUUGAUUAGGUUGGGUCUCAGUACUGCAACCUUUUUUGGCAAUCAGAUUUCGUCUUUGUACUACAGUCUUGGUGAGUCUGAUGAUGGAUUCAAAGCAAUUAAUGACACACCUAAAUGGAAUAUAUUUUCUUGGAACAUUUUGUUAGGUGGGUUGGUUCGAAAUGGUGAAGUUGAGAGUGCCCAGAAAGUGUUUGGUGAAAUGCCUCAACAGGAUGUUGUCAGCUGGAAUUCGUUACUUUCUGGGUUUUUUAUGCAGGGAGAACAUGGAGCUGCCUUAACAUUGAUUACGGAGAUGUGGGAAAGAAGAAUUAGACCAACAGGGUUCACAUUCUCAAUCAUCAUUUCAGUGGGGGUUUCAAAUAUCUGGCAUGGUAAGCAGGUUCAUGCUAACAUUUUGAGGAACUGUCUCCACGAUAAUCUUAUACUUAACAAUGCCCUUAUUUGUAUGUAUGGUAGGUUUAGUAAUGUCAGCUAUGCAUUUCAUUUGUUUUAUGGUAUGGAAAAAUGGGAUGUAGUGUCCUGGAAUGCCAUUAUGUAUGCCUGUGUUAGAUCAGGAAAACCUGAGCAAGCGUUGACCCUUUAUCAGAGGAUGAGAGCCAUUGGGUUCAUUCAUGACCAAUUUACUAUUUCUACCAUGGUUGUUGCAUGUGCAAAUUUACUAGAUACAAUAGCGGGAAAUGAGAUUUUUGGGGUCUGCAUAAAGACAGGUUUUCUCUCCAAUUCUGUUGUAUGUAGCUCGAUUAUUGACAUGUUUGCCAAAUUCAAUAGAUUGGAGGAUUCUAUUCAAUUAUUUGAGGAAAUGCCUCAAAGAGAUAUAGCUAUUUUUAAUUCCAUCAUUUCAAGUGUUGCAAGGCUUGGCUUUGUAGAGGAUGCAUUGUCAUUUUUUACAUAUGCCAUGAGGGAGAAUAACAAGCCAACAGAAUUUACUUUUGGUAGUGUUUUGGGUUGUGCUGCAUGUAUCGUCUCCAUUGAGCAAGGUAGGCAGUUGCACUCUUUGGCACUGAAAGUUGGCUUUGAAGCAGAUUUUGUAGUCUCCAACUCUUUAAUGGACAUGUAUGCCAAGACAGGAAACAUUGAUUGUGCUAUGAAAGUUUUUGCUAAUAUGCAUUCUAGGGACUUGGUCUCAUGGAACACCAUGAUUAUGGGAUGUUCUCGAAAUGGUGAAGCAAGCAUGGCUUUGCAGCUACUGAAGGAAAUGUGUUCAAAAAACGUACUACCUGACAAAAUCACCUUCUUUGCUGUUCUUUUGGCUUGUAGUAAUGGUGGUCUAGUUAAUGAAGGAAGCCAACUGUUUUCAUGCAUGGAGGUGGAGCAUGGUGUUAUGCCAGAUAUUGAACAUUACACUUGCAUGGUGGACAUGUUAAGUAGAGCAGGAAGGCUAAAGCAGGCCAUGGAAGUUAUCAAAUCUAUGCCAUAUGAGCCAAGUGCUCUAAUAUGGGGGCUACUUCUCCGAGCUUGCAGACUACAUGCUGAUAUAGGAAUCACACAACAGGUUGCAGAAAGUUUGGUUGCAUUGGAGCCGCGGGAAUCUUUGCCCUAUGUUGUAUUGGCUCAAGUAUAUGCAAUGAAAUGCCACUGGGAAAGUGUGGUUCGUUUGAGAAGAAUGAUGAAGGUGAGAUGUUUGAAAGAAGCGGUUGGCUGCAGUUGGAUCAUUAUGAGGAACAAGUUAGCUGUCUUUAGGGAAGAUAACAUGGUGCAUCCAGGGGGGGAGGCUGUAUACAACACCUUGAGGUUGUUAUGGUGGGAUAUACAGGAGAUGGACUAUCUUUCAGUGGAUUAUGCAAUCUUGGGUGAUCUAAGUGUGGAGUAACGUACUGCACUUGCGUAAAGGACGUUCAUGUGGAAAAAUAUGCAUAAUCACAAGGAUUAACUAACCAAGCAUUUUGCUUAAUUGUGAGCAGAGUCCUAGUUGACUUGAAAGCGAAUAAGUAUCUAUAAAAAUAAAAGCCCUGCUAAUUCCAUGUUGAUACAGGGACAUAUUGCCAAACUUUGGCUGCAACUCCAACCCGUUUGCAUUCUGACUACUAUCUUGUGUAAACUCACUCUCAGUUAAGUAAGAUCCAAGUUCUCUCUUAAACUUGGGCACUUGGACCUAAAAAUAGAUGUUAUGAUACAGCAGCCGAGCUUGAAAGCAGAAAGCACAUAUAUGUAAAUCCUUAUAGUUUAUAU
Messenger RNA from Nymphaea colorata (pocket water lily), 2714 nucleotides. RefSeq names its product pentatricopeptide repeat-containing protein At1g43980, mitochondrial-like. The record is from RefSeq and is a predicted model, not a curated record. Gene Ontology annotation, molecular function: protein binding; RNA binding. Lineage: Eukaryota; Viridiplantae; Streptophyta; Magnoliopsida; Nymphaeales; Nymphaeaceae. Gene Ontology annotation, biological process: RNA modification. The transcript has 4 exons. Bases 352 to 2355 code for a protein of 667 amino acids.